Botrytis byssoidea is the source of this 2660-nucleotide messenger RNA. RefSeq lists its product as uncharacterized. Bases 873 to 2342 code for a protein of 489 amino acids. NCBI's taxonomy places the organism in Eukaryota, Fungi, Ascomycota, Leotiomycetes, Helotiales, Sclerotiniaceae. The transcript is spliced from 3 exons. Gene Ontology annotation, biological process: glycerophospholipid biosynthetic process. The record is from RefSeq and is a predicted model, not a curated record. Gene Ontology annotation, cellular component: mitochondrion.
CCGAGCCGAUCCCUUUAAGACGGGAACCGGUUGAUUUGAACGAGAUGAAAAGAUUUCCCUAGACACCCGAGCACCUCAAGCAAUGCCAUUGUGCUUCACUGGGUAUUAGACAACAUCAGAUACCGACAGGGUCUAUAGCAGUGGGGGCAAACCUUGCGUACCAUAAUAGUUGGGGGGUCCACAUGAUGAAAUCCCGAUCAAUAUUGACCAGGUAACAAGCAUGAAGGCAGGCACGAUGGAGCAAGAUGUAGCUCGAUGUCAUACUAACAAAAAGCGGUUUCAGCAAUUCACCGUCAUGUUCAGCUUUUCCCAUGAUGAAGUUGACGGUCAUCAUCAUUGAAAAGAUAUUCAAGGCUAAAAGAUACUCCACUUAGUCUAAGGCCCGAACAUACUUAGAGAGUAGUUUUCUCUCUAGUCCAGAGACGGACCUACUAUAUUUGAAUCAAGACAUUUGCCUUUCUGCUUCUUUAAAACUAAAAGAUUUCCCCCCUCUUAAAUUUGGUUGAUCACUGUCAACUUAUCUCUCAACUUGUUUUCGUCUAUCUAUAUUUUUGAUAUAUCUUGUCUAGGAUCGUUCAAUUCUCCGGUCAUAUCAACCGUUUAACACUUCAAGGUGUAUGAUUAUUGAAUAAGAUUUAAGCGCAUCUGACCUGACUAUCAUAACCUCUUCUGGUCAAACGUUUCAGGCCAGCAUAGCAUAUUCGACCCACAGAUUUAUUGCUCCUACGCAAAUAAGAGAAGCGCGCGCAGUUAACCGCAGUCUCUUGAUCCAAACAACAAACGGGCGAAGCAGUUCCCGUUACCCGAAAGUCAAUCGCUGACUGUUCCUGCCAACUUACUACAAUUUUGUACUACGCUCAUAUCUACUUAAAAUGGCGCCUUCUUCCACCCUCAAACCUUCUGCAGCUGCCAGACCCAGACCUGGAAUCCGCAGACUUUCAAGUAUGACUACCAACGCAGUAGAAGUUUCAAACGGCGGACCGGUCGUCGUUGUUCCAGAAAGAUUAAUGAGAGAACCUUUAUCUAGAGGAACUUCAUACCAAGGUGGAAACUUUGCAGCUUCAUUGGAAAAUGCCAGAAACGAACUUAGUGCUAUGAAUCUUGAGGAAGAGGAAUCUUCUUCGAGUUCCCCAGAUUCACCGGCAACUCCACUCACCCCUGCCGAUGUCCCCACCACUGAUUCUUUUGCUUACGCUUUUGAUAUCGAUGGUGUUCUCAUUCGCGGUGGUAAACCAAUUCCAGAAGCUAUUGAAGCUAUGAGAAUGUUGAAUGGAGAGAAUGAAUAUGGUAUCAGGAUUCCAUACAUCUUCUUGACAAAUGGAGGUGGAAAGACCGAAGCAGAAAGAUGUAUUGAUCUUUCGAGACAACUGGACAUUGAAGUUUCGCCUUCACAGUUCAUUUGCGGCCACACUCCUAUGAGGGAAAUGGUUGAAAAAUAUGAAACUGUUCUUGUAAUUGGAGGUGAGGGUGAAAAAUGCAGGCAAGUCGCCGAAGGUUACGGAUUCCGUGAUGUCAUCACCCCAGGUGAUAUCAUUAAAGACAACGAACAUACCACUCCGUUCCGCAAACUCACGACCGAAGAAUUGAAGAAUUCACGUGGUGGUCGUGAUUAUAGCAAAACUAAAAUCGAAGCUAUAUUCGUCUUCGCCGAUAGUCGUGAUUGGGCUAGCGACGUCCAAAUUAUGCUCGAUCUUGCCAUGUCCAAAGGAGGAUACAUUGGUACCCUCUCCGAAACUUUCGAUGAGGGACCACCAAUCUACUUCUCCCACAGCGAUAUUGUCUGGUCAGCUGCUCACGAAAAUGUUCGUCUUGGUAUGGGCGCUUUACGAAAAAUGACCGAAAUGCUUUUCAGAGACCUCACCAAGGGCAAAGAGUUAGAAACCAUCGCUUUCGGAAAGCCUCAAAUUGGAACCUUUGAAUUUGCUACCAGGUUGUUACAGCAAUGGCGCAAGGACGAACAUCGCUGCAACCGUCCUCCCGAGACUGUUUACUUCGUCGGUGACACUCCAGAGUCCGAUAUCAGAGGUACUAACCAAUUCAACGAGAAGUCUAAGAAUGAUUGGUAUUCGAUCUUGGUACGAACUGGAGUGUACCAAGAGGGAACUGAGCCAGCAUACAAACCUAGAGUGACCGUGAAUACCGUACUGGAUGCAGUCAAACAUGGAAUCGAAAGGGAGUUCCAGAAAAAGAUGGAGGAGAACAACCCAAGAGGAUUGCCACUCAAUAGCUUGGGCGGAUUAAGCCUCGACGGAAAGCCAAAGAUGGCAGGCAUGCCACCCAAGGUUUUGGAGGUUCCCAGUCAGGGUGUUAGCGAGACAGCCACUCCCGAAGCUACCGAUUGAUAGAUUUGCAUUCAUUGCCUGCGAUUGAUCUAUACCUACAUUCAUUAUGCGAAAAAAAAAAGUCUUCUUGGGUUAUUUUUACUGGUGUUAUGAUGGAACAUAAUAUUAUGAUGGAUGGAUUAAAUGGGUAUUGGAUUGAUGGAGUCUUGGACCAAAUGGGGAGGGCGUUCAACGAGACCACAAUAUCCUGAAAGCGAUACAUAAAUUUUCCUUGGGAUAAUUGCAGCAACGAAAGAUAUAAACAAGGCGUGAAUAAAAGAUGAGUAGAAAUGAUAGAAUUUCGAUCAAUAGCGAGAUUAGUUAAUUGAAUACCAUUGU